AUGGGCGGCGCAUCCAUCAACCUCGAGAGGUUGAGGUUAGGAAAGCUGAAGAUCGUGAGAAGAAGACUUCUUCAGAGAUAUGAGCACCAGCCGUUCAUCUCCCUUCUGGCCGGCCUCUACAGCUGCCGAUGGAAACGUUAUCAGCGCCAGAAGACAGAGCCUGGGCAAUGGUGCUGCAAGAAGGUGGAGAACGUCUUCUUCCUCCUGCUCAUCGCGACGUUUUGUCUGUCGCUGGUUUUCCUCUAUUUCUGGGGAGAAGCGCAGAACGACUACAAUGAUUUCGACUGGUUCAUCUAUGGAAAUGUGGGCUCCUGGAUCCUCUGGUCCAUAUUAAUCCUCAUAGCCUCGGUGUUCCUGUUUACGUAUGUCGCCAUUUUAGUGGUUUUAGCGGUAUGCCUGCUCUCUGAAGGUCAGCAGUUACACCUGCACUGGAGUCACAAGGUGGGAACCCUGGUGGUCCUGGUGGUCUCGAUAGCCGCUUUGGUGGCUUUGUCUAAAUUAUGGAGCCCGGAAUGGAACACUAUUCUUCUCUCUUUCCAGAUCACUGCAGCCUAUUUACACAUCGGGGCCAUUGCCGUGAUGGUGGUCUUGUCCUGGCCGGUGGCUCUGUACUUUGUCCGGAUGAAUAAAACGGUUUCUCAGGUGCUGAUAAUUACCCCCUUCCUGAUCACUCUGGUGUUUUUGUACCUGAUACCCCUGGGCAUGUACUCGCCCUGCAUCCUGGAGGAGGGGACCCUGCCGCCCAAGCCGUCCCUUAUUGCACACAGAGGAUCGCCCCAGCUGGCACCGGAAAACACACAGAUGUCAUUUGAGAAAGCCGUUGAACUCGGCGCCGACGGCUUGGAGACGGACGUCACCAUCAGCUUUGAUGGAGUGCCGUUUCUGAUGCACGACCGCACUUUGAAGAGAACGACCGAUGUACAAGACGUCUACCCCGACUUGGCCGAGGUCAACGCCGCCACGUUAUCCUGGGACAAGCUUUCGCGGCUCAAUGCCGGCAGCUGGUUCCUGAAGAACAAGCCUUUUUCCAACGUGGCGUCUCUGACACCGGAAGAUCGGAAAAGAGCGUUAAACCAGUCGAUUUACAAACUGAGCGAUUUCCUGGAGCUGGCUCAUUGGAAUAAUAAGAGUGUUGUGUUCGACCUCUACCGGCCCCCAGACGGCCAUCCCUACAGCGAUUCCUGGACUGGCCAGAUCGUGAAGGUCAUCCUCAACGAGACGUCCAUUGAUCCUCGGCUGGUCUGUUGGUUAACCAAUGAUGUGACGUUAGAUGUCCAAUCCAUGUCACCCGAGUUUCAGAAGACCCUGGGGGGCAAGGCACCCGUCAAAAAGCUCGUAGCCAAUCGCGUUGUGAAACUCAACCUUCCGUACAACGAAAUGUCCUCUGACGAUAUCAGGACGUACGCCGCUGCCAAUAUAUCCACCAAUCUGUACGUGGUCAGCGAGCCGUGGCUGUUCUCUUUGGCGUGGUGCUCUGGCGCUUACUCCGUGACCACGAAUGAUGUGCUGGCCCUGAAACGGAUGGAUCGGCCAUUGUUUCUCAUGACUCCGGCAGAAUACCGCGUAAUGUGGAUUCUCACAGAUUCCGUUUCCGCGCUGCUGAUCGCGCUGAUCUUUCUUCUGCAUUGGUGGCGGGAGAGAGGACUCUCAUGUUGCCCCGAAAACAACGGCCUGCUUGAAGAGCUUGACAUGUCGCUGUCAGAAGAAGGAUAUGGCAGAAGUCAACCCACAUCUCCAGCGGUGCAAUGCGACACGAAAAGCCUCGGUUGUGCCGAGACUAAAUGAGGCUACCGACUGGCGACGUCAUAAUGGAUCUCAUAUCGGUGUGGUUGGAUCACAGAUCGCUUGAGGUCAUUUUACACCUUUUGGAAGCAUGGACGCAUUGAGAAGACGUCAUGGAAGGGUGGGACAGUUGGGUGCGGUGGUUCUGGAGUUGUACUUGUUCUCAUCUGUUGGGUUCUCCUACAUCUACACUCCUCCUACUACUACACUUUU
Spea bombifrons (plains spadefoot toad) is the source of this 1995-nucleotide messenger RNA. Its product is annotated as glycerophosphodiester phosphodiesterase domain-containing protein 5-like. Gene Ontology annotation, biological process: lipid metabolic process. The coding region runs from base 1 to 1785 and encodes 594 amino acids. Gene Ontology annotation, cellular component: membrane. Gene Ontology annotation, molecular function: glycerophosphodiester phosphodiesterase activity. The record is from RefSeq and is a predicted model, not a curated record. NCBI's taxonomy places the organism in Eukaryota, Metazoa, Chordata, Amphibia, Anura, Pelobatidae. The transcript is spliced from 15 exons.